GAGAGAAUGUGUUGCUAGUGCCAGCGUGACACUCAUAAGACCAUGGACUUUGUAUGUUCGAAUCAAGUAUCGUCUUUGGAUCUCGCAGACGUCUUCACCCUCCCAUGUUCACCCUCUGCAUGCACUCCCGUCUCUCCCACGAAUUGGCAAAAAGAAAAGGAAAGGACAAAAGAAAAAGCGAACGAAACGACCUUCCGGCUAGUAUGAAUGUGUUGCUGUAUCUCUGGCUAGUAGUACUGGUACUCCAUUGGCUCCUCAUGUCUCUGGAGCCUCUUCCAUUGUAGCUCAAGAAGGUGGUUCACCCUCUGUUGGCGGCGGCCCUCUAUGUCAUACGCAUGCUGGAGCCACACGCAGCAUGCGCAGCGGCUGAACAAGUGCUCCCGAAGCAGCGCCGUGUAGCCGUUGCGAAUCCAAUCCCUGCGGUUGGAGAUUUUCUUGUAGGCGGCCAACACGUUUUCCACGUCACGCUGAGGCGUGCGGGCGAGGAUCGUGUUGGCCCUGUGCCAGGCGUUGUCUGCAUCCUUGACGUCCUGGAUCAUGCCCAGGGCCUUCUCCAGGCCGCGAAGGUUGCAUUCGACGGGGAAGUCUCUGUCGUCGUCUAUGCCGCGGACCAGCUUCAAGACCAGGUUGCCGCCGCUCGGGCCCCACUUGGCGACGAGCUCUGCACGGAGCUGUGUCAGGGAGAGGCGCGUCGCGCAAUAAUGGGGGAGGUGAGGAUCAACGUUGGCGCACACGUUGAGUCGGUCGUCGUCUUCCACGCCUGCGUUGGUCUCGGCAUAUUCGCACCCUGCGUUGAGAAGGCGUCCGCAGCGAGAGACACACCGUACAAAAGCCAUAACAGUGACACUGUUUAUCCUACCUUCGGUGGGAUAGCUCCCGCAAUGGUACACUGGGCCGACGAGCGUCGCAUUCUCAGUGUGGGCCUUGAAAGCUGCAACGCAAAUUGCAUGCAGCACAUCAAGCGCUGAAUGCGCCGACGCAAUGCCACGUGUUUUCGUCCACUUACAGGCUUCCUUAUUGCGGCUGUAGAGCGCAUUUGUCGAGGAAUACGCGGAGGAGAUGGUGCUGAUGCAUCCUGCAGAAAGGAAUGCAUCCCACACGUGCAUGCAAACGCCUGAAUCAUGAUGCAUCUGCAUUCCGAGGUUCGUGCUGCCUUCAGCUCACCCUGCAGCAUGCAGAUAAUGCUGAUGAUGAAAAGCAAAGGGAGGUGCGCCAUCGCCGCGUGUCUUAAUAGCCGCGUGUUCGUGAAG
Messenger RNA from Vitrella brassicaformis, 1250 nucleotides. The record is from the annotation of a GenBank genome assembly. NCBI's taxonomy places the organism in Eukaryota, Vitrellaceae.